Molecule: messenger RNA, 3877 nt
Organism: Cricetulus griseus (Chinese hamster)
Lineage: Eukaryota; Metazoa; Chordata; Mammalia; Rodentia; Cricetidae
Source: RefSeq, a predicted model, not a curated record
AUGACGACUGCUCACCAUCCCGCGUUUGGGAGAGAUGAAGAAGCGGUGCUGCUCCUCGAGAGGACCCAUCACCGGCAUGAUCCUCGCUGGCUGCUGCCCGUGUCCCCUCACGUUUGCCUGGCCUGCGCACUGGAGCUGCUGCCGGAGCCCGGCGUGUCGUUGGUGCGCAAGAAGCAUGUGGUGUUCUGUUUCCAAGAUGCUCUCGUGAGACACACCUCCUUGGUCACACAGCUGGUAGCUCAGGACCACCGAGUCUGCAUCCAUUUUGUACGUGUGCUUUUUGGACUGUUAAACAAUGUGGAAGAUGGGAGUUUAGCAGACCUCUGUAUUGAAGUCCUUAUCCAGCUCACCACCCAGCUGAAACUGGGGCAGGUCAUCCAUUGCCUAGUGAACGAGUGCUACAGAGAGCUGUGUAGCAUGCCUUCCAUGGGAGGCAGCCUGGCAACCACGACUCUUCUUGGCAAGCUGGUGGAUGCCAUUCCUGGUUUGGCGGAUGAGCUUGUAACGGAGCAUGGCAACCUGAUGGAACAUCUGCUGAGAGGCUUGGUUUACCCCAAUGAGGGAGUGCAAGCUUCCAUCUGCUACCUCUAUGGGAAGCUCUACUCCUCACCAGCUGCAGCUGAGAUGCUUUCAGGCCAUUUUCGGGAGAAGCUGUGUCCCCUCUUCCUUUCCACCCUGGACAAUGCUCAGACAAAGGAUCUACAGUUCAACUGUCUGGGUUUGCUAAGGCAGUUGCUGAGGUAUGAUCUCUUUGUGUCCAUGAUCAUGAACAAGUCUGUGCUGGUGGAGAGUGCUGAGAGUGUUGAGCGGCCAUCAAGAGAGACCUUGCUGCCUUUGGUGCUCAAAAAGUUUCUCCUCUCCAGGGACGAGAUCCUGCAGGUGGCCAGCUCCCACUGUAUAACUGCAGUGCUGGUCCACUCCCCUGCAAAGCAUGCCGCUGCCUUCAUUCAUGCUGACAUCCCAGAGUUCCUCUUUGAGCAUCUUUCAUCUUCCAGUGAAGUGCUUGUCUGGUCCAGCUACAAUUGCUUGAUCCUCCUGGCAGAAGAACCACUCUUCUUUUCCAAGUGUCAUACGGUGUAUGGAAUUGAGGCUGUGGUCAGGAGCCUUCAGGAAAGCCUGAAGAUGACCAACACAGAACUGCAGAAGCAGGGCCUGCUGCUCUUCGCUGAAAUUCUGAGUCGGCAGCCAGAAGAGAUCAGGCUGUUCACAAGUUCAGUCAUGUGCAGAGAUGCCAGCUCUGCCCUCCAGGAGGCGGUGAGCAGUCCUGUGUUAGAUGUGGCCAGUGAAGCACUGAGGGCCAUUUCGGCUUUUCUGAGGAUUAUAGUUCUCAGACCUGCUGGGGGCCAUGCUUGCAGUAGAAACUCAGAGAAGGCCACUCUUCGAAAGGGGAAGUUCCUCCUGAGCACUCUGGAGGGGUUUAGGAAUGCCUGCAGGCUGGCUGUGGAAUUCCAAGGUGAGCCUUCUGCCCAGGAGAAUCCCUUCACAGCUCCCGGUGCAGAGAAGGAAGACACCUUGGAGGCCUUCUCAGAAUUUCUUCUCAGUGCCUGUGAUGCCCAGUGCAUCCCUAUGAUGAUGAGGUACUCGGAGGAAGCCACGCAUCCAAGAUUGAUGGAAGUUUUCCUCUCAAUUCUGCACAGCCUCUUUGUCAUCGUUCCCCACAUGAAGGUGAAAUUCUCCAGGAAGCUUGCUGACUCAUCAUUCAUACGACUGACCCUGGAGCUAAAGGCCAAGUUCUGCAGUUGCCAGAGUCAUUCAUCCCUAAAUCAGGUGUGUUCCAGUUUCCUCUACUACAUGUGCCUCAAUCUUCUCUCAGCUCCAGAGAAGACAGAACCGCCCUCCCAAGAAGAACUCUCUGCAGUGUCUGAGUUCCUGCAGCACGGACUGCCCCAGAUAAGCAGCAGGACCCGGGAGAGUCUUGCCUUCCUGUCAGAUCGCCAGUAUGUGGAGGCAGCUGCCCGCCAGAGACAGUACUGCAUCCUGAUCCUCUUCUACCUGGCUCACAUCCACGAUGACAGGUUUGUCCCUGAGGCAGAAUUAUUUGUGGCUGUGCAGAGCUUCCUAUUGUCUCUGCAGGACCAGGGCGAGUGCCCUCCACCAGUGGUCUGCAAAGCCUCCAUCUAUCUGCUGGCAAUGUGCCAGGAGAAGGACAGUGCACUGGGUGAGGCUGUCAUCAGUGCAAUCAGAAAGUUCCUAGAGGGCAUCUCAGACCUGCACCUGGUCUACACCCACCACCCACUCCUGCUCAGGUUCUUCCUGUUAUACCCAGGGUUGAUGAGUAGGUUUGGGUAUCGUGUCCUGGAACUUUGGUUUUCUCGGGAAGAGUGCAACUAUGAGAGCCUAGAUGAUGACUCGUCUCCUGGCCAUACCAUCUUUCCUGCUAACUUAGCAGCUCUGUUCCAGAUGCUCAGAAGUACGCCUAGCAGCCUCCUCAUUUUGCUGGACCUCGUCUAUUCCAGUCCCGUGGACACAGCCCGCAAGGUACUUAUUGUUCUGAGAACCUUCAUUCGGGAGAAUGAAGAUAUUGAAGUGGGCGGGCUCAUCCGAGGCCACUUCCUGCUCAUCCUGCAGCGCCUGCUGGUGGAGUAUGGAGCUUCCACCUCAGGAGCCUCCAGGAACCUGCCACUGCUGCUGAACCUCCUUUCCCUGGUGCAGCUGAGGAAUGAGUCGGAGCAAGAAUUGGAUAGCACAGCCAUGAAACUGCUUCAUCAAGUGAGCAAGCUGUGUGGGAAGUGUAGCCCUGCAGAUGUAGAUAUCCUGCAGCCUUCCUUCAACUUCUUGUACUGGAGUCUUCAUCGGACUACACCCAGUAGCCAGAAAAGAGCUGCUGCUGUACUGCUGAGCAGCACAGCUUUGGUUGAGCUUCUGGAGAAGAUGCUGGCCCUCACCUGGACAGAAGCAGGCUCUCCCAGGACUCCACUGCUCUGCUCUGCCUGGCUGCUCGCUGCCUCCUUCUCUGCCCAGCAGCACAAUGGCAAUUUGCAGGUCCAUCAGACAUUAUCUGUAGAACUGAACCAACUAUUAAAGGCUCUCAGCUUUCCAAAGAAAAAGUCUGCACUGCUGUCAGCUGCCAUCCUACGAUUCCUGCGGACAGCCCUGCAGCAAAGAUUUUCGUCUGCCUUGGUGGCUUUGGUGCCCUCAGGGGGUCAACCACCGCCAACUCCUGAGGAUACUGUCCUAGCUCCAUUGGGAACAUCGCAAGUGCUAUCCCUGCUUAUUGGGCUUCAGAACCUCCUGGUGCAGAAAGACCCUCUUUUAUCUCAAGCCUGUAUUGGCUGUCUGGAAGCCUUGCUCGACUACUUGCAUGCCAGGAGCCCAGACAUUGCACUCCAUGUGGCCUCCCAGCCUUGGAAUCGGUUUUUGCUAUUCACCCUCUUGGAUUCUGGAGAGAAUUCCUUCCUCAGACCUGAGAUACUGAGACUUAUGACGGUGCUUGUGCAGUACCGGAGCAGCAACAUCCUGUCUGGUGAAGAGGUGGGUCGUAUUUUGCAAGGUGCAGCUUUGGCGGACCUGUCAGCUCUCCCAAAUGAUACACUCCAGACUUUGCAUGGCUUCUUCCUGCAGGUCCAGAGUGUGGGUCUCCUGACUGACCAAAAGACAAUCCAGACCUUGCAGGCCUCCUUGGAGGGCCUUCGCUCCAGCACCUUCCCAGCCCAGCCACCCCUUCAAGACAUGCUCUGCCUUGGAGGUGUAUCUGUUUCUCUGUCCCACAUCAGAGACUGAGCCAUAAGGACAUAAAGACCCAGAAACAGAUGUUGAGACCUGUAGACAAAUUGAGGACAAUUGUUGAUGGAAAAAUGACAACCACAGUCCUUCAUCUGUAGCCAUUUUUUUUUUUUUUUUUACUUCAUCGUGGAAAUGGGAUUGGGAAAUAAAACAA